Molecule: messenger RNA, 445 nt
Organism: Sitophilus oryzae (rice weevil)
Lineage: Eukaryota; Metazoa; Arthropoda; Insecta; Coleoptera; Curculionidae
Product: NADH dehydrogenase [ubiquinone] 1 alpha subcomplex subunit 7-like
Exons: 1
Coding region: 71-382 (103 amino acids)
Biological process (GO): mitochondrial electron transport, NADH to ubiquinone; ATP synthesis coupled electron transport
Cellular component (GO): mitochondrial inner membrane
Source: RefSeq, a predicted model, not a curated record
AGCAAGAAGUGAGGUUAUUUUAAAAUUAUUUUGACAUAAUCCGGAAUUCAAGUUGUUUUUUUAAAUAAUAAUGCCUCCCAAACCAAAAGUCCAGUUCCACGACGUAAACCCCUUCUUGCAGAGAGUAAGAGCCUUCCUGCUAGGCAGGGAACACACAUUGGCAGUGCGCUUCCAGGAUCUGCUCGCGACUAGGUCUCCGCCACCUCCGGUCCUUCCCGAUGGCCCCGCACAUAAGCUGAGCGCAAAUUACUACUUUACCAGAGACGCCAGACGCGAAGUGGGGCCCCCAGAAGUAAUUUCCCCUUUACCCAAGCAAAUCGAAGCCAGUGGUGCAACCGAAGUCAAACGUAUAACACCUGGGAAACCAUACAGUUGGGAUUAGGGGGUAUAUUUUAAGUAGCCUUUAUUAUAAUAACUCUGUGUAAAUAGACAUAUAAUAUAUAGA